UCUUGCGCAAACCGAGCCAGAACGGUUUCCUCAUAAACUGGUAGAUAGACCGGCCUUUAGAAACGCUGGUCGCGCGGAGCAUCUUGGGAGAUGUGGUCCCCAUACUUUGCUGAGCCUUCUGGGUAAUGUAGUCUGGUCAUUCCUGUCGGCGUGGAUCCCCCAGUUGGUGGCUGGAGUGCCCCCUUGUUCUUUGGUGGCGCUGGUACACAUGGCAUUUAGAGAUGUGGCUGUGGAUUUCACCCAGGAGGAGUGGAUGCUGUUGAGCCCUGCACAGAGGUCUCUGUACAGGGAGGUGAUGCUGGAGAACUACAGCAAUCUGGUCUCCCUGGGAAUCCCAUUUUCUAAACCAGAACUCAUCACCCAGCUGGAGCAAGGGAAGGAAACCUGGAGAGAGGAGAGAAAAUGUCCACCUGCCUCCUGUCCAGCAACAGAACCAAAGCCAAAACAGCCCUCCUGUCCUUCCAACCCUCCAGAUAUCUCCAGUCAGAAAUCCCACAUGCAACAUAUGCCAUGUAAUCACUGUCCAUGGAUUUUCACAGGCAUGUGUGCAGAUGGUCAUGUUCAGCCAGUGAACUCAUGCUCAGGGAACCAAAACCAGCAACCACAAGCCUCUGAUCACAAUUCCUGGAGUGAUGAAGCAGAAGCUCAGGAGAAAGAAGGGGUCAAGCCUCUGCUUGAGAAAACAAAGAAAAGACUUUUAGGAGCAUUCUCUAGGCUACCCCAAAGACAACUGGUCAGCUCUAGGAAUGGCAUCAGAAGGGAGGAAAGAGAGGCCAACCUUGCUCAGACUGGGAACCCUGAGGAAACUGACAAACUGUUGAAGAGGAUAGAAGGCUUGGGAUUUGGAACAGUGAAUUGUGGAGAAUGUGGACUUGGCUUUAGCAAGAUGACAAACCUGCUUAGUCACCAAAGGAUACACUCUGGGGAGAAGCCGUAUGUGUGUGGGGUAUGUGAAAAGGGUUUUAGUUUAAAGAAAAGCCUCGCCAGGCAUCAGAAGGCACACUCAGGGGAGAAACCUAUCGUGUGUAGGGAAUGUGGCCGAGGAUUUAACCGUAAGUCAACACUCAUCAUACAUGAGAGAACACACUCCGGUGAGAAGCCUUAUAUGUGCAGUGAGUGUGGGCGAGGCUUUAGCCAGAAGUCAAACCUCAUCAUACAUCAGAGGACCCAUUCAGGAGAGAAGCCCUACGUAUGCCGGGAGUGUGGGAAAGGCUUCAGCCAGAAAUCAGCUGUCGUUAGACACCAGAGGACACACUUAGAGGAGAAGACCAUUGUGUGCAGUGAUUGUGGACUAGGCUUCAGUGACAGGUCGAACCUCAUCUCACACCAGAGGACACACUCUGGGGAAAAACCUUAUGCCUGCAAGGAGUGUGGGCGAUGCUUUAGGCAAAGGACAACCCUUGUCAACCACCAGAGGACACACUCAAAGGAGAAGCCUUAUGUGUGUGGGGUGUGUGGGCACAGCUUUAGCCAGAAUUCAACCCUUAUCUCACAUAGGCGGACUCACACUGGAGAGAAGCCUUAUGUGUGUGGGGUGUGUGGCCGAGGCUUUAGUCUGAAGUCACACCUAAACAGGCACCAGAACAUACACUCAGGGGACAAGCCCAUUGUGUGCAAGGACUGUGGACGAGGCUUCAGCCAGCAGUCAAAUCUCAUUAGACAUCAGAGGACACACUCAGGGGAAAAGCCCAUGGUGUGUGAGGAGUGUGGACGAAGCUUCAGCCAGAAGUCAAAUCUUGUAGCACACCAGAGGACACACUCAGGGGAAAGGCCAUAUGUGUGCCGGGAAUGUGGGCGAGGCUUCAGUCACCAGGCAGGUCUCAUCAGGCACAGGAGAAAACACUCAAGGGAGAAGCCAUACAUGUGCAGGCAGUGUGGACUAGGCUUUGGCAGUAAAUCAGCUUUAAUCACACAUAAGCGAGUCCACUCAGUAGAAAAGCCUUGUGUGUACAGAGAGAGUGGCCAAUGCCUUGUCCAAAAGUCACUUUUCAGCUUACAUCAGAUGACACACCAAGAGGAGAAACCUUAUGUGUGUAAGAUGUGUGGGCAAAGCUUUAGCCAGAAGUCUCACCUCAGGAGACACAAAAAGAUGAAAUGCCCAUCACAAACUGUUACUCCCACCCAACUCUGAUGCUUGUUUGAGACAAACUUCUGACCCCUUGCAUUCACUUUGAAAGUGAUGAUAGUAGCAAGGACUGAAUAACAUCUUUUACAUUUUCAUCAAGUGGAGUAGAAAAACGCAUCUCAUAAUUGGUCAAAGAUUAUUUAACUCAGUUCACAUUCUUCACAGUAAGUUUCCUCCAUGUUUUGUGGCCUUGUGUUCUAAUACAUUUUACUUCUUUACAAA
Molecule: messenger RNA, 2347 nt
Organism: Erinaceus europaeus (western European hedgehog)
Lineage: Eukaryota; Metazoa; Chordata; Mammalia; Eulipotyphla; Erinaceidae
Gene: ZNF133
Product: zinc finger protein 133
Exons: 4
Coding region: 209-2131 (640 amino acids)
Biological process (GO): regulation of DNA-templated transcription
Source: RefSeq, a predicted model, not a curated record